AUGCCCAUACCAACUUACUCUACUAUCGGUCACACUUGCUACGGGUGGGAUAAUGACACCAAGUCGAAGGGCAUUGGUACCGACAAUGCUCUGAUCGCCCAUUCGACUAGCGUCAUUUUCAUGGUGCGCGGCAACGGCGAGACGACGCACAUGAACGGUCAGCUGCAGGAGCCGAUGAACGUCACCGAUAUCAACGCGACAUUUGCAAAUGGGAGGAAGCAUGCUCUUUGA
This is a messenger RNA of Colletotrichum orchidophilum, 231 nucleotides long. RefSeq lists its product as uncharacterized. NCBI's taxonomy places the organism in Eukaryota, Fungi, Ascomycota, Sordariomycetes, Glomerellales, Glomerellaceae. The transcript is spliced from 3 exons. Bases 1 to 231 code for a protein of 76 amino acids. The record is from RefSeq and is a predicted model, not a curated record.